GUCUAAUCAAAUAAGAUACAACCAUGUGGCGUAUUAAACUUUUAUAUCGGCUCAAUUAGAUCUCGCGAGAAUCGGUUUUAAUUGGAUGCGGCCCCAAACGUAACUCUGUAUCGUUCUUCUCUCAGAUUUGUCUCCGAGAACAACGAACAAACCCGAACCCUCUUUCUGGGUAGGACUUAGAGUCUUUUCCUUUUUCUCCGCUUCAUCAACAAUGAUCCAAUCAAGUCUCCUUUAUAUUGUUCUACUCCUAGGGCUUUUAUUGUCUACAUCCGAGGCUCUCCAAUUCGAGCUCCAAUCGGGUCACACCAAAUGCAUCGCCGAAGAUAUAAAGAGCAAUUCCAUGACCGUCGGAAAGUACAGCGUCGUAAACCCUAGCGAGGGCCAUCCUUUACCAGAUACACACAAGAUCACCGUUCGGGUUACUUCGCAAUACGGGAAUAGCUAUCACUAUGCGGAGCACGUUACGACGGGGCAGUUCGCGUUUGUGGCGGCGGAGGCCGGAGAUUACAUGUCGUGCUUUUUUGCCCCCGAUCACAACCCCCAAAUUACCUUCAGCGUUGACUUUGAUUGGAAGACUGGCGUUGCGGCUAAAGAUUGGUCCAAUGUGGCUAAGAAAGGCACUGUUGAUGUAAUGGAAUUAGAGCUCAAGAAAUUGUAUGAUACCGUCACUUCCAUUCAUGAGGAAAUGUUUUAUCUCCGUGAAAGGGAAGAAGAAAUGCAAGAGCUCAACAAAACAACAAACUCCAGGAUGGCUUGGUUGGGUUUUCUCUCGCUUUUUGUUUGCUUAUCGGUGGCAGGCUUGCAAUUGUGGCACUUGAAGACCUUUUUCGAGAAAAAGAAGCUUAUUUAAUGUAUUUUUUUUAUUGGUUUUCUUGUACAUUAUUUCAGAAGCAUCUAACUCCUGAAAUAGAUCAAUUUUCAGAUGACAUCGUUAAGUUGGAGACUUUCAAAUACACUACCGAAAAGUUAUGUUGGUUAUAUAUGACUUUAUACCAUUCGAUUACCAAA
Molecule: messenger RNA, 1008 nt
Organism: Humulus lupulus (European hop)
Lineage: Eukaryota; Viridiplantae; Streptophyta; Magnoliopsida; Rosales; Cannabaceae
Product: transmembrane emp24 domain-containing protein p24delta9-like
Exons: 4
Coding region: 212-850 (212 amino acids)
Biological process (GO): intracellular protein transport; Golgi organization; endoplasmic reticulum to Golgi vesicle-mediated transport
Cellular component (GO): Golgi apparatus; endoplasmic reticulum-Golgi intermediate compartment; COPII-coated ER to Golgi transport vesicle
Source: RefSeq, a predicted model, not a curated record